Messenger RNA from Rhinolophus ferrumequinum (greater horseshoe bat), 924 nucleotides. RefSeq names its product torsin-1A-interacting protein 2-like. NCBI's taxonomy places the organism in Eukaryota, Metazoa, Chordata, Mammalia, Chiroptera, Rhinolophidae. The record is from RefSeq and is a predicted model, not a curated record. The transcript has a single exon. Bases 103 to 498 code for a protein of 131 amino acids.
UGCUCAAGCAAACUUGUAAUAGGACUGGUUAUUUGGGUGUCUCUCUUUGUCAUUGUUGCCUCUUACUGUUACAUUGCUUUCUGUGUUGUCUCUGUAGGCCAGAUGUUCUCAGAUGAGUCACAUUGCCCUGACUGUGGAAAAUGGUGGUUCCCUAGUUUAGAACUAGGCCACUGGUUGUACCAAACUGAACUUGUUGCAAAUGAAUGUCACCAAGUAUUCUUGGACCGUAUUAGCAGAGCUGAUUAUUGCCCUGAGUGCUAUCCUGAUAAUUCCGCUAACAGAAGUCUUAUUCUUCCUUGGUCAUUCCCACUGGAGUGGGCUCCCCAAAAUCUGACCAGGUGGACCUUUGAAAGAGCUUGCUAUCCAUUUCUUCUGGGUCCUCCGCUGGUUAGAAAAAGGAUACAUGACUCUAGAGUAGCUGGCUUUAACCCUGCAUUACAGUUAAUCUUGACCAGAACAGAAACAACCUUAAACAAAAAACUUGGCCAAAGCAGUUAACUUCUUAAAUAGUCAAAAUCAUGGCGACUCUAGAGGGUUUUGUACUAGAAGCCCAAGGAAGAUAGGAAAAGGACUCCUUUUAAAUCUGAUCCAGACUGUCACUACUUUGGGGAACUGCUUAAAUUGUUGGAUCUAUUACAAUGGUCUACACCUAUUUUGUCCAGCACGAAUUUAAUCAGUAUUCCAGACAGACUGUUCGUCUAGAACCAGACUAUUUCACGUUCUCUGUUUUGGAAUUAGCUUACCCCCCUUAAAAAGCUCUACAGCCUCAUUAUUGACAAAUGACAAGGCGAGGCCCAUACUGUCUAUAGUAUAAUGAUGUUUCUAGGGAUAAUUUUUGCGGGAAAGCAUCCUCACCGUCGCUUGAUUCUAGGUGAUUCUGGUAAAACAGCUAGACAUCUUAAUAAGAAACGACUUUGUUCUAAA